Messenger RNA from Triticum dicoccoides, 4439 nucleotides. RefSeq names its product alpha-mannosidase At3g26720-like. Gene Ontology annotation, biological process: mannose metabolic process. Bases 131 to 4102 code for a protein of 1323 amino acids. Gene Ontology annotation, molecular function: carbohydrate binding; alpha-mannosidase activity. The transcript is spliced from 32 exons. The record is from RefSeq and is a predicted model, not a curated record. Lineage: Eukaryota; Viridiplantae; Streptophyta; Magnoliopsida; Poales; Poaceae.
GCGCCGGCCGGGCCACUCAGUGGAGCCGUCACUCUCGCAACCCGACGACCGCCACCGCCCCCUCGCCCUCCCCAUCGCGCUCGCUCCCCGGGAGGCUUCCCGCCCGCCGGCGACCGCGCCGUCGCCGCCCAUGGGCCCCGUACGGCUCGCCCUCCUCCUCCUCGCCGCCGCCGCCGCCGUCCUGCUCGGCGGCGGCGAGGCGGUGUACAUCCCCUACAACACGUCGGCGGGGGUAGUCAACGGGAAGCUGAACGUGCACGUCGUCCCCCACACCCACGACGACGUCGGCUGGCUCAAGACCGUCGACCAGUACUACGUCGGAUCCAACAACUCCAUCCAGGGCGCGUGCGUUCAGAACGUGCUGGAUUCGCUCGUGCCGGCGCUGCUCAAGGACGAGAACCGCAAGUUCAUCUACGUCGAGCAGGCGUUUUUCCAGAGAUGGUGGAGGCAGCAGAGCGACAUGAUCAAGGAUACGGUCAAGGGGCUCGUCAGUUCCGGACGGUUGGAGUUCAUAAAUGGGGGUAUGUGCAUGCAUGACGAGGCGACUGUGCACUACAUUGACAUGAUCGAUCAGACUACGCUGGGGCACAGGUUCAUCAAGGAGGAGUUUGGUCAGAUUCCGAGGAUUGGUUGGCAGAUCGAUCCGUUUGGGCACUCUGCAGUUCAGGCUUACCUGCUUGGUGCAGAAGUAGGAUUUGAUGCUUUAUAUUUUUUCCGGAUUGAUUACCAAGAUCGUGACACGAGGAAUGGGACAAAAGAACUCGAGGUUGUAUGGAGGGGCUCCAAGACCUUUGGCUCAUCAGCUGAUAUUUUUGCUGGCAUCUUCCCAAAAAAUUAUGAACCACCACCUGGUGAGUUUUAUUUUGAAGUCGAUGAUACUUCCCCUGUUGUCCAGGAUGAUCCCCUUCUUUUUGAUUACAAUGUUGAACAACGGGUGAAUGAUUUUGUUGCUGCAGCGCUGGCACAGGCAAAUGUUACAAGGACAAACCAUAUCAUGUUUACAAUGGGAACAGACUUCAAAUAUCAAUACGCAGAAAGUUGGUUCAGACAGAUGGACAAAUUAAUUCAUUAUGUGAACAAGGAUGGCCGUGUGAAUGCUCUGUACUCCACUCCUUCCAUUUACACUGAUGCAAAAUUUUCUACAAAUGAGCCAUGGCCUCUAAAGACAAAUGAUUUCUUUCCAUAUGCAGAUAACCCCAAUGCAUACUGGACAGGUUACUUCACAAGCAGACCUGCCUUAAAACGAUAUGUCCGCAUGAUGAGUGGAUAUUACUUGGCAGCUAGGCAGCUGGAGUUCUUCAUUGGGAAAAGCAAGUCAGGUUCCACAACAGAUAGCUUAGGAGAUGCCCUAGCUCUUGCUCAGCAUCAUGAUGCUGUUACAGGAACAGAGAAGCAACAUGUUGCAAAUGAUUAUGCGAAGAGAUUAUCGAUUGGCUAUAAGAAAGCGGAGGAACUGGUUUCCACUUCUCUCGGUUGCUUGAGUGAGUCAGGCUCAAAUUCUCGUUGUUCGUCCCCAACGACAAAGUUUGGGCAGUGUCCUCUCCUGAACAUUACUUAUUGCCCCCCUUCCGAGAUGAACUUAUCUCAAGGAAAAAGCUUGGUUGUUCUUGUGUACAACUCUCUUGGAUGGAAACGAGAGGAUGUCCUCCGCAUACCAGUCAUGAGUGACUCAAUUGUUGUCCAUGAUUCUGAGGGAAAAGAAAUUGAAUCGCAACUUCUGCCUAUAGCUAAUGUCUCAUUGAACCUACGGGACAGACAUGUCAAGGUUUACUUGGGCACAUCGCCUGCCGCAAGUCCUAAGUUUUGGGUUGCUUUUCCUGCUUCGGUACCACCACUUGGUUUUAGCACUUACUUUAUCUCGAGUGGAAAGAGAUCAGCAUCUAUCUCUUCGACAUCCACUCUAAACUCUCAGGGAAAUGAAAGUAGGAAUCUGCAAGUUGGGCAAGGGCGUUUGAAACUUCACUAUGAUGCAGCUGGAUCAUUAUCGCAGUACUCCGAUAGUAAGACUCAGGUUGAAGCAAAUUUCGAGCAGAAGUACAAGUAUUACAUAGGACAAGAUGGAAGCGGAGAUGAUCCUCAGGCUUCUGGAGCGUACAUAUUUCGCCCUAAGGACGUUGUUCCUAUCAAAACUGAUGGUCAGGUUCCUCCCACGAUUCUGCGUGGGCCCAUAUUGGAUGAAGUGCAUCAGCAGAUUAAUCCAUGGAUAUAUCAGAUCACUAGAGUUUACAAGGGAAAGGACUAUGUGGAAACUGAGUUCAUAGUUGGACCAAUACCAGUCGACGAUGAAAAUGGAAAAGAACUUUCAACUGAAAUCAUUACUAGCAUGGCAACAAACAAAACAUUUUACACUGAUUCCAGUGGGCGUGAUUUCAUCAAAAGGGUACGGGAUUAUCGCUCGGAGUGGAAGAUUGAAGUAAACCAACCUGUUGCUGGAAACUAUUAUCCUAUUAAUCUUGGCAUUUAUGUGGAAGAUGGCAGCAAAGAGUUAUCUAUACUUGUAGACAGGUCUGUUGGAGGUUCGAGCAUAAAGGAUGGACAAAUAGAGCUAAUGCUACACAGGAGGCUACUCAAUGAUGAUGGUCGUGGUGUUGCGGAAGCACUAGAGGAAAAAGUCUGUUUGGAUGAUCAAUGUGAAGGACUAGUUAUUGAAGGAAAAUACUAUCUCAAAAUUGACCCACAAGGUGAUGGAGCUAGGUGGCGUCGUACAUUUGGUCAGGAACUGUACUCACCUCUUCUUCUUGCAUUCACAGAGCAGGAUGGAGGCAACUGGGCGAAUUCACAUGUUUCAUCAUUCUCUGCAAUGGAUCCAACUUACAGCCUUCCUGAAAAUGUCGCGUUGCUUACUCUUGAGGAACUUGAAGAUGGAAGUGUUCUCCUUCGGUUGGCUCACCUAUACGAGGCUGGAGAGCAUAAGGAUCUCUCGGCCCCGGCGAGUGUCGACCUCAAGAGGGUAUUCCCAGAUAACAAGAUCGGCAAGAUAAUCGAAACAAGCCUAUCAGCGAACCAAGAGCGCGCCGCCAUGGAGAAGAAGAGGCUGAAAUGGAAGGUGGCAGGGCCUCCCCAAAAAGAAAAUGUGGUCAAAUUCAUGAUUGAUGGUGAUUUCAUGCCUGUCCGAGGGAAAACCGUAAGAUACACCAUAAAAGAGAAUUAUCCCGGCAAAUUCGUGCCAGAACUUACCUUUACACAAGUUGAGAAAUUGAGAGCAUUGUUCCGUCCAAUUAUUUCACUGCCAGUGCCAGAGGCACCACCCCUGCAUUAUGUUGACAACAGCCAUCCCGCUCCAUCUGCUGCUUUUCUGCCUCCUUCGGCUUCAUCUUCAUACCCAACACAGUCAGCUGCUUAUGUGCAUCACCCAAGCGCCUAUGUUCUCACCCCAGCUGCUCAUCUGGCCCCAAAUGAACCUUAUGCAUGCCCAGAUUCUCAACCUCCUGCUCGGACCGCUCAAUUCGCUGCACCUGCUUACUACGUGACCACAACUGGGCAUCUGUAUCAGGCAAGUUAUCAAGCAUAUGGCCCAUCGCCUGCCACCUACCACUACGCCCAAGCGCCUCCUUUGCAACUUGUCUAUUUGCAAGCCCAACACCCUGUGCGAAAACAUGUUACAGACCCUGCAUGUUCCUCUGAUCCCAACUAUUAUGCUAAUGGGAAUGAUCCGUAUCGAUAUGACGCUGUGAAGUCUCAUUACCAGGAAACUACUUCUGGGAGAGCUGCUGCACCACAUGAAGUGGCCGCGACAAACCUCCAACUUGUCAUGCACUAUGGGUACGCCCCAGGCAGUGAGGGUGCAACCAGAGAAACUACACAGUCCAGUGCUGAAGGAGCUGCAUCGGCGAUCUACUCCCAUGUGGGUGCCCCAGCAACCACUCAGGCUGCGCCAUUGGUGUACGCCGUCGCAGCUGCACCACAUGAAGUGGCCGGGACGAACCUGCAACUUGUCAUGCACUAUGGGUACGCCUCAGGCAGCGAGGGUGCAACCGGAGAAACUACGCAGUCCAGUGCUGAAGGAGCUGCAUUGGCAAUCUACUCCCAGGCUGGUGCCCCAGUGACCACUCAGGCUGUGCCAUCGGUAUAUGCCGUCGCAGCUGCACCGGCUAACCUGUGAUUGCCCUGUCACCAUUCAGUCUUUCUUGCAACAUGGUCAACCCGAACCAAGUGAGCUGUUGCUCUGCCCUGGCGUGUUUCACCAUUCUACCCACACGAGGGACUGGAAGUUCAGAUCGGCGAAAGAUGACAUCGCUCUCCUUUCUGCUGAUGUGUUUGGUAUGAUGUAUAGAAGGAUACUAACUGGUAGACUGGUGGUACUAACUGGUAGCUGUUGGUGUCGAGAUUUGAGUGGUAUAAGGUGAUGUAACUUGUGAGAGCAACUCUAGCACAGUUCCUGUAUGGAUUACUUGUAUGACACCAUAUCUCAAUAAACCGCCGAAAGGGAGGAAACCUCA